This is a messenger RNA of Macaca mulatta (Rhesus monkey), 570 nucleotides long. Its product is annotated as putative GED domain-containing protein DNM1P34. Gene Ontology annotation, molecular function: GTP binding; microtubule binding; GTPase activity. Lineage: Eukaryota; Metazoa; Chordata; Mammalia; Primates; Cercopithecidae. Gene Ontology annotation, biological process: synaptic vesicle budding from presynaptic endocytic zone membrane; receptor internalization. Gene Ontology annotation, cellular component: cytoplasm; synapse; plasma membrane. The record is from RefSeq and is a predicted model, not a curated record.
UGGGGUCCUGAGAGGCAGAGACGUGAAACCCUCUAGUGUGUGGGGAGCUGGGUGUGUGUUCUGGCCGGUUGCUUCUCCUUGUGCCUCAACGUUCCAGGUACGCUUGGAGGGGCUGAGAUCCUGGGGAUGCCUGGAGCCUGGCUGCAUGGCCUGGCCACCCUGAUGCCCUUGUGUUCUCCAUGGCAGACCAGCAAGACUGAGGAGAAUGGCUCCGACAGCUUCAUACACUCCAUGGACCCACAGCUGGAGCAGCAAAUGGAGACCACCCAGAGCCUUGUGGACUCCUCUGUGGCCUUUGUCAACAAGACCGUGUGGGACCUCAUGGUUGGUCUCAUGCCCAAAACCACCACACACCUCAUGAUCAACAACACCAAGGAGUUCAUCUUCUUGGAGCUGCUGGCCACCCUGUACUCACGUGGAGACAAGAACAUGCUGAUGGACAGGUCAGCAGAGCAGGCACAGCAGUGCAACGAGAUGCUGUGCAUGCACCACGUGCUGAGGGAGGUGCCCAGCAUCAUCAGCGAUAUCAACAUGACCACCGUCAGCACGCCCAUGGGGGCCCAUGGAUGA